Molecule: messenger RNA, 1248 nt
Organism: Saxophila tyrrhenica
Lineage: Eukaryota; Fungi; Ascomycota; Dothideomycetes; Mycosphaerellales; Extremaceae
Exons: 1
Coding region: 1-1248 (415 amino acids)
Biological process (GO): transcription by RNA polymerase II
Source: RefSeq, a predicted model, not a curated record
AUGCCAGGCGCACUCGUGGCGGAUGUUCUGGAACGAAAGCCAGGGGCGCCUUCACCUCCGAGUGCUCCCUCGCUGAAGAACAAGACUGGAUUCCCUGAGCAUCGCAAACGAAAGGUCGAGAGUAGAUUCAAGCAGCGGAGCGCAGUGAGGGAUGAUCAGUUCAAUUCGAAAGAGGCGCCAUCAGAAGAUCGGCUAGGACCUUCUCGUCUUGCUGCUCCAGCAGUCCAGGAUGUCGAUGGUGGCGAGGCGAAGACCUGGGAGGAGGAAGAAAAGGAGCGGAUCGAUGCUGAAAACACUCAGAAACUCGCUGGGAUGUCCGCGCAGGAGAUCGAGGAGGAACAGCGAGAACUGAUGAACAGCCUUGGACCUGCCAUGAUACAGCGCUUGCUUCAGAGGUCGAACAUCAACAGUGGCGGGACCGAAGCAGAUUUGUCUAGGCGAAACGCAGCUGAGCCACCGAAGAGUAACACUAAGAAUGCAGCGCCGAAGAAAGUCUCGUUCGCCGCGCCAGCAGUUGUCGAAGACCGGGCGGAGGUGGAAGAGCGCGAAGUAGACGCUGUCGAAAAUGUCGAGGACCACGAUGACCAAGCAGUUGAAGCUUUGCCGCACGACAGCGUACACUUCCCGCGACCGAAUCAGCCUCCAGACCUGAAUCCAGAAUCGGAAACGUUUCUGGACGAUUUGCAUCAGAAGUACUUCCCGUCCCUCCCUUCAGAUCCAGGCAAGCUGGAAUGGAUGCAGUCCUCCAAGUCAUCAAAGAACAACUACGACCCAUCAGCCGCCGCCCUGAACCCUAAAGACCUUCGCUUCUCUUUCAAAGGCGAACUCAUUGCGCCACGUACAGCCUCUCAAAUUCCAGUCUCCGCUGGUCUACAUCACCAUGGCGACGCUCCAGAAGCGGCUGGCUACACCAUCUCCGAAUUGGUCCACCUCGGACAUUCCAGCUUCGCACCACAGCGAUGCAUCGCAUUCCAGACCCUCGGACGUUUGCUGUACCGACUCGGCAAGGGCGAGUUUGGAGAUUCUGGCGAGCCGGGUGCAGGUACGGAGGGCUCUGAGGACACUUUUGGAGCGUUGGCGCGCGGAAUCUGGAGGGAGGUGGAUAAGGAGAAGGUCAUUGAGAUGUUGGUGAUGGAGAGUGAGGGGAGGGGGAUCGAUCGAGGAAAGCAUGUUAGUGCGAAGGCUUAUGCUACGGAGGCGGUUUGGCUGUGGCAGAGGGGUGGGGGGAGGAGUUGGAAGGCGGAGUAG